This is a messenger RNA of Prunus armeniaca (apricot), 1263 nucleotides long. The record is from the annotation of a GenBank genome assembly. NCBI's taxonomy places the organism in Eukaryota, Viridiplantae, Streptophyta, Magnoliopsida, Rosales, Rosaceae.
AUGAUUUUUUAUGGCUGGGAUGGCUGGGCCGUUCGUACAGAAGAGAAGACUCACAAGUUUAUGGUGCAGACCAUAAAGGACAUCAAUGCCCAAGUUCUGGAAGAUCCGUCUCUAACACAGAACGUUGGUGGUCAGUCUACCCAGGCUGGAGAAGUGUUUGUUAAAUUUUCUAUCCUUCUGUUCCUUCUACCUUUUCCUGCUGGAUUGAUUUCUGAAAUUGUCAUUUCUUGUGCAGUUACUUCUGUAAGAACUGCUAGGGACCUAGAGCUUCCUUCUAGAGAGGAAGAAGAAGAAGAAGAAGAUCAAGCAGAACAGACUCUCGUUGAGGCCACUCCUUCUGCCAGAAGGAAAAGAAAGGAAACUGCUCAACCCACAACUUCAGCUAAAGGUCCUUCUCCUCCUCCCACUAAGUCAAAAAGGCUUAAAAAGAGGACGGUGGUGGAAUAUGUGGCCACAGAAGGAACUGCAACAGCUCCCACCGCCACUUCAAACACGGAUGAAGAGCUGAGAGAGGCUUUUGAGGCUGUAGAGCAAGAGAAGGAGCUGGAAGAGCUGGAAGAAGAGGAAAUUCCUGCUGAGGUGAUAGCAGAGAGUAUUGCGCUGGCUCAAAAACAACAGGAAGACACAAGGGCAGGGCUGACUAGCUCAGAGCUGACCCUGUUUGAGCAUCCAGAGGGAGAACACUCUACUGCUGUUCCAUUAGCUAAGGAGCAGGCAGGUCAGUCUGCAUCAGAACAUGUGGAACAGGCUGUGGUGAUUCCAGAAGCUGGAGUAGAAGUGGAUGCCUCUGCUCCUGAAGUCAUGUCUUCUCAGGUAGAAGUGCUCAGAUUUUUUAGUGCCCUGUCAGUAGUGACUAGCCCCUUGAAGCCCCCAAUUGUUGCUAUGUUUAUUCAUUCCCUCCCAGGUUCAUCUGCCACGGCCUCCUUUGCUGAUCCAGAAUUGGCAGAAUUUGAAGCCAUGGACUUAGAUACACAACUAGACAGAUUGGAGAUGCUUAGCUCUCCUGUAGGCAAGGCAAGAUCUAAGGCAGUGGAGGAGGCUAUAGAGAGGCUGAAGAUCUGGCAGUCUACUGAACUAGAGCUAGAUGAGGAUAGGGAAGCCAUUGACCAACUGAUGAAGGAUCUGGACCUGCUACACAGACAGAACAUGGCCCCUAAACCUAUACUUGAGAUGAGCCUUGGUCUGGCAAGGGAUGUGCUCAACCUUCACGACCACUAUGAGGAUCUCAAGCCACUCAUGAAGCCAAUUUGGCUGAUUUUGUAA